Molecule: messenger RNA, 657 nt
Organism: Strongylocentrotus purpuratus (purple sea urchin)
Lineage: Eukaryota; Metazoa; Echinodermata; Echinoidea; Camarodonta; Strongylocentrotidae
Product: ryncolin-1-like
Exons: 3
Coding region: 1-657 (218 amino acids)
Source: RefSeq, a predicted model, not a curated record
AUGAACCGUCAGCCGCCGUUCCUUGCCGCCAGCCAAUUCGCUGCCAGCCGUCUGACCUCAUUCAUUGUUGCCGGGCUCCGUCGAGACAUCGUCACCCGCCGCCCAGACAACGUCCGAUUUUGGUCGCAAGACUCCGUUCACUGCCGCAGCUAUUCGUCCCUCGUCGUCGUGUUGUCGAUGAAGGUCGUUCCCAUCCGUCAGCGAAUCUUGGUUUUCCCCAUCUGCCGUCGCUUUGCCGCCAAUAUGUUCCUCCCACGUGACUGUGCAGAGAUUCAGACUGGUGGCCUAUCCCAUCUCAGUGGAGUGUAUCCCAUCUAUCCCGAUAGAGCUGGAGAUGACCCUCUCUUCGUUUACUGUGACAUGGAAACGGACGGUGGCCGCUGGACGGUCUUCCAGCGUAGACAGGAUGGUUCUGUUGACUUCUUUCUUUUCUGGUCCAACUACAAACACGGUUUUGGAAACGUUUCCUCCGAGCACUGGCUAGGUAACGACAACAUCCACCGUCUUUCCCGUCAGAAGACCUACGAGCUCCGGAUCGAUCUCGAAGACUUCGAAGGACAUACGCGCUAUGCCACCUACAGCAAUUUCAGUAUUGCGGACGAGGUCGCAAAUUACACCCUGGCCCUUGGCAGCUACUCCCGAGACGCAGGUAUGUAG